GAUCAGAGGGUUUUACUUUUGUGUAUUGGUCCUCUCCUAAUUUAGGGUUUUAGCAAUCUUCAUCUUCUUGCUCAUCCCCAAAAGACCUCACCGCCGUUUGUUUAGUCACCCUUCCUCUGAGCCUCGCCGAUUAAUCUCUCCCAGAACCGUUCCAGAUGAGGAAGCUCAAGCGCCACGAGAAGGUGCUUCUGAAGAAAACUAAUUUCUUAGAAUGGAAAAGAGAGGAUGGGCAACGGGAAAACGAGAUUACGUAUCGAUACCAUAUGGGCUCUCGUGACGAUUACAAAAAAUAUUCAGGACUGUGUAGGAUGGUGCAGAAACUGACGAAUAUAAUGAAACAACUGGAUGCAGCUGAUCCUUUUCGGAUUCAGAUGACUGAUAUGCUGUUGGAGAAGCUAUAUAACAUGGGUGUUAUACCAACUAGGAAGAGCUUGGCUUUAACUGAUCGGUUAUCAGUUUCAUCCUUCUGUCGGCGUAGGCUAUCGACCGUGCUGGUUCACCUGAAGUUUGCAGAGCACAACAAAGAAGCGGUGACAUACAUAGAGCAAGGACACAUUCGUGUAGGUCCAGAUACAAUUACGGAUCCAGCUUUCUUAGUAACUAGGAACAUGGAAGAUUUCAUCACCUGGGUUGAUUCAUCCAAGAUUAAACGAAAGGUGCUUCAGUACAAUGACAAAUUGGAUGAUUAUGACAUGAUUGCUUAACUUUGAGGAAGUGAAAACCAAAGCAAGACUCCAAUGUUUUGUAAAAGCCAAGUAAGGUUGAGUGCUACUAUUCCAGGGUUUGGAUUUUUGGUUUAUGUAUGUGGUGCUGCUACUAUGCCCUUGUUCUUUUUUAAUUUUGAACUAUUGUUUACUUUUAAAAAGGUAUAAGAAAAAUUCCAUUAUAUAUUA
This is a messenger RNA of Camelina sativa (false flax), 893 nucleotides long. RefSeq lists its product as uncharacterized. Lineage: Eukaryota; Viridiplantae; Streptophyta; Magnoliopsida; Brassicales; Brassicaceae. Gene Ontology annotation, molecular function: snoRNA binding; rRNA binding. Gene Ontology annotation, cellular component: small-subunit processome; Mpp10 complex. Gene Ontology annotation, biological process: rRNA processing; ribosomal small subunit biogenesis. The record is from RefSeq and is a predicted model, not a curated record.